AUGGCUUGGGCAAUACCUCUCUUCCUUAUCACUACUCUUAUAUGCUCGGGUCCCGGUUUGAUCCUCAAUGCGGCCGAAGAAGAAGACUUCGAUGGUGUUAGUAGUGUUUGCUAUGGAAACUCCACCAAGAAGAACAAUUCUAAAAACCUCGAAUUCCAAAACAAUGUUCAUCUACUUCUAUCGGUUCUUGGAUACGAGUCUUCCUCGUUGCAUCCACCGUUAACGUUCCUCAACACCUCGGUGGGUAGGGUUUCCGAUAGGGCGUACGGUUCUUAUCUCUGUCGAGGUGACUUAAGUGUUCGACAAUGUCACAAUUGUUUAGUAAACUUAACAAAUUUCAUGUCGGCGUUAGAGAUCGACAACUCGGAAUGCAUAGGGUUUGGUCGGUUUCUUUGGUGCAUGGUACGUUACGCAAACACCCCUAAAUUUGCGGUGUAUGAAGAAGGGCUUGUGUUCAGCCACAACUCCAUAGGGGAAAAUGUGUCGGUGUCGGACUAUCGACAAUACAACGAGACGUUGUCGAAUACAGUACAAGGACUCAUUAUCGAAGCUGGUAAUGGAAAUAAUUGGGAUAAGACUAAUUUCGCGACAAGGGUGGUUGAGGUGACGGGAUCUCGUGAGAAGAUCUACGUGUUGGUUCAAUGUACGGCGGAUAUAUCUCCGAUGGAUUGCGGUAACUGCUUAAGGGAACUGUAUUCUCGUAUUCCAGAUUGUUGUAAUGGUUCUCAAGGUGGUCUUCUUAUCCAUGCUAAUUGUUUGAUGAAGUACAAUAAUCAGUCUUUUUUUGGCGUAGCGAACCGAGGUUUUCUACCUAGUUAUAUUCACAUGACAUUUUUCUUGUUACUUACCAUGUACUUCUCAUUUUUGUGA
Messenger RNA from Spinacia oleracea (spinach), 870 nucleotides. RefSeq names its product putative cysteine-rich repeat secretory protein 7. Bases 1 to 870 code for a protein of 289 amino acids. The transcript has a single exon. The record is from RefSeq and is a predicted model, not a curated record. Lineage: Eukaryota; Viridiplantae; Streptophyta; Magnoliopsida; Caryophyllales; Amaranthaceae.